Molecule: messenger RNA, 2441 nt
Organism: Menidia menidia (Atlantic silverside)
Lineage: Eukaryota; Metazoa; Chordata; Actinopteri; Atheriniformes; Atherinopsidae
Source: the annotation of a GenBank genome assembly
GCAGCUCCUCCUCCACAGGCUGUUUACCAAGAGAGAAGAGCUCCUCUGACAAAAACAAGGGCUGGGGCUCAGGCUGGAGGAGCAGUUUCUGCUGCAUAGGCUCUUCCCCGGUUUGGACACUUACAGCGUUCUUUUUUUUCUACUUUGCUUUUUUUUUGUUCCGCUUGUUUAGGUGGAAACGACACAAGAUGUGGUCGGUUUGCCCAGGCCGUCAGCUCUGCAACAUGUUUUUGUCUCUGCACGUUGUUUUCCUGAGCGUGGCCAUUGUGCAGAGCAGCGCAUCGAAUGGAGCACAGAAAGACUGUGUGAGGUCCAGUGGUGUGGACUACAGAGGAGAACAACAGAGCUCCUCCUCAGGUCUGGCCUGUCUAAACUGGGUCAACAUUACAAGGGACUAUGAUACCGAAACCCAUCCGGACUCACAGACAGGAGCUGGAGAUCACAGUUACUGCCGAAACCCGGACGCCUCAGAGAGGCCGUGGUGCUACAUUGCCGGCCCGGAUGGGACGAUCCAGAGACAGUUCUGCAAAAUUGAGACAUGCAAAGAGCAAAGCUCAGCUGAGCCAGCAGAGGCCGAGUCCCUCAUCCCGACAGGAAGCGCUUCCUCCACUGAGAGCUUCCAGCCGGCGCGGUCGGGAGCUUCUCAGGGAGAAGUGGCUGCCGUGCAGCCGGUAAUGGGAGUCAGCCAGCGAGUGCGGACGGGGCCCAAAAAGAAGAAGGACCUGGGCGUGCUCGGCUACGUCCUGGGCAUCCUCAUGAUGGCGAUCAUCAUCAUCCUCGGUGUGGGCAUCACGUUUGGCUACUUCUAUAAAAGGGGCCGGGACCUGAAGAAGCAGCACGAGCAGCGGGUGUACGAGAGGGAGAUGCAGAGGAUCACCCUGCCGCUGUCCGCCUUCUCCAACCCCACCUGCGAGCUCAUAGACGAGAACACCAUCGUCAUCACGGCCGAGAGCGAGACCGCCCCCGUCCAGGAGGGCGGUGACCCCCUGAUGGGUCAGCAUGCGGGCACUCCCGGAGCGUGAGCAGGCAUGAAAGUCCUCCGACGGGACCGUGAUGACUUAUUGUUUUUGUGGACCAGAACACUCCUAAUUCCAACAUUUCUCCGCCCAACAUCCCCGAGAUGAGGAGCAGCCUUGGCUCCAAAGGCCUGAACUAUAUGUCCUUUGUGUCCCUCUUUUCCUCUUUUUUUUUCAAAAACACGAGACACAAACAAGAUAAGCUGACACAAAAGUCUCUUGAGACAAAAUCUGCUUUAAUUGAAGGACGCGCCUUGAGGUUUUUCAUAUCAUUUCAGAUACUCAGAAGAGGAAACAGAAAUCAGGUCGCAGGCUGUCCUCCUGUUUAACGGCACGGAUAUUCAGUAACACAGACAUUUGACUCGUCAGGGGGUUUGUUAGCCACAGGUCUUUGUAAAGGGGUGGCCCUAACCUAGAGUGGGGGAAAUUUCCUCCCGUCUUUUGUUUUCCACAGGAGGCACGGAAUGACUGUGUUCUUUGAUUUGUGAGGACUGCUGGUUUUGUCCAGGGAGACGAUAAAAUGCGUUUUUUCGGGAAGACUCCUUUGACACACUGAUGUGUGCCCCAAAAAAUAGCCGUCUUCCUCUGUGACGGGAUGCAUGAGGUAAAGAGGCCCGUAGAUGACGAGGGAAGGCCUCCAGCACAUAACUGCCUUAGCAUGAUACUUCUGAAUGUAUUCUACCCCAUUUUUAGUCUGCCAGACCGGUGUAGUUUAGAAGCAUUGAUGGAGGCAGGCGCGAAAGAAGACCCGCCGUCUUCUUCCACAGGUUAAGGAGUGACAGGAAAACGUAGCGUGCUCUCAGGAGGCGUGCACGCGGAGAAAAAUAGCACUGCCACAACGCAGGGGAUCAGGCCAGAACAGUGGGAGCGUGUCCACACACACGGGGAACGCUGGUGUCUAGGCUCGGACCGGAGUUACGCGCCUCAUAAGAGUGGAGAAGAGUUAGAACGCUCCCACGUUAGCGGGCGUUCAUGUAAAACCCUGAAAAACUGAAUUGCAUGUACGUGGUUACCUGCUGUAUGUUCGUCUUUCAGGGGCCAUUUUUCCCGUUUUAAGAAGUUGAGCAACUCCUUGAGAAAAUACUUUGUGUGGCUGAAAGUAAUCCUAACAGGAAGAAGCUUUGUUUGUUUGAUGUGAUGCACAGUUACUUCAACAUGUUUUCAUUUCAGUGGUCGUCCGUUCAGUCGCUCCAGCUGGGCUGAGGUUUUGUGGUUUUCAUUACUGGUAAAUUAAUGGUUGCUGCAGCUUCGAUAUUUCUGGUGUCUGUUUGCUGGCUGGACUUACUUUUUAUCAACGUGCUUAAAGUUUUUUGGCACUUGUAUUUAUAGAAGUAUGCUCAUUGCUCAGACUCAAAUAAAAAAUGAUUAGCCACUAAUGUGUUGUGUGUCCUUCCUGCUCAGCAUGAGGGGUGGAGAGGAAUGCUC